UGUUUGGUUGGAGAUAAGAAACUUUACUAUGAUGUCAAAAGUGUUAAUUUUGCUUGGAAUGCUUUACUUCACAUGCAACCGCGGUGGGACAAUUCGCAAAGGGAGCCCAGAGUAAAAAUGGGGACAAAACUCUCAGUUUCUUAUGAAGGCACGUAUCAUCCAGAAAUUGCUCCUCGACUAGAUCGUCCUCCGACAUUUGACCCUUUAUAUGGCUUUCCUAAAGGUCGUAAACCAAGGGAAAUGAAAGCAACUUGGGAUGAAAUGAACGAUUGGAAUUUGUCAAUUGGUGAGAGAGACUAUUGCGCUCACCUGUUAAUCGAGUUGAAGCGUUGUCAGAGGCAAAAUGCUCCAUUUGCUGGUCACGUUUGUGAAGAUGCGCGUCAGGCGUGGGACAGAUGCGAGUAUGAGGAUUAUAUAAUGCGAAUAAAGGAGUUUGAACGAGAGAGGCGUUUGUUGAAAAGAAUGUACAGGAAGAAACAUGCUGAAAAGCAGUACGGAGAAGAGGUAGCAGCAGUGUAA
This is a messenger RNA of Enterobius vermicularis (human pinworm), 519 nucleotides long. NCBI's taxonomy places the organism in Eukaryota, Metazoa, Nematoda, Chromadorea, Rhabditida, Oxyuridae. The record is from the annotation of a GenBank genome assembly.